This is a messenger RNA of Larimichthys crocea (large yellow croaker), 2290 nucleotides long. RefSeq lists its product as uncharacterized. Lineage: Eukaryota; Metazoa; Chordata; Actinopteri; Sciaenidae. Bases 1244 to 2131 code for a protein of 295 amino acids. The transcript is spliced from 6 exons. The record is from RefSeq and is a predicted model, not a curated record.
UACCUUUUGUUCUAUAUUUAGCUUCACGCUCUGCACUUACUGUAUCAGCCGUUUCCAUUACAUUAUAUUAAUAUGAUUAGGGAGCCAGUGUAUGAACGGACAAUCAAUUUGACUGAAAUGUUUCCAUGAUUCUAUACAUUUUCAAUGCACAGCUUUUGACACAGUUUUCUUUAGGCAUUCCAGAAUAUGGUCACAAACUGUACUUGUUUAUCCGUAGAGUAAGUAAUACUCUGUACAGAUUGAAACAUGAGCAGGGCCAACACAGAUUUAACUGUUUGGGUCCACUUUUCAUCAUGACAUACAUGUGACAUACUCUCCGAGACACCCAAACGGCAAAGCAGAGUCUGUAGUGAAGAUUGUGAAGGGCCUAUAUAUAAAGUCCUCUUAGGGUUGUCUAAUCAGAUGUGGCCAGCCCCAUUUGAGUGAGAGACAAGUCUAUGAAACUGUGGAUGCUUGUUUUCAAAUGUAUGCUGGUUGAGACACAAAACACACAUCAAAAAGCCUGUCAGAGCUGCUACCUUAGCUAAUACAACACAGAGAACAUAUAGAAACUUAAACUCACAAAUGGCCGUGAAUGUGUUUCUCAUGACUGUCAAAACUCCAGCAGACUCUCUGUGUUUCCAGUGUGGACAUGAGCCUACGCUCAAAAAAAUAUUUCAGCCUCUUAUGCAUUUCAAUUACACAGAAAAUUUACAAAAAUCUUUUUGACUGUAACAGCAGUCUGACCACUGUGACCGCACGGUCCUGUGCAGUCCUCUGCUACUUAUUUUAAAUUUAGGUAACAAAAUUUGGUAAUGGAGUUAUACUUCAAAGAAAUGUUUAAAUGAUCCUUUUUAUUUAACAAAACACAUAAAGUUCACUACAAUGACUUUUUUGAACAUAACUACCAUAUUUGAGUUAACAAGUAAAACUUGGCCAUUGUCCAUUCAAACCCUGCCACCACCGCUGCGGCAAGGACUGAGCCUCAAAACCUCUUGAAGAGACAAAUUGUAUUUGCGUAUCUUCACUACUAAAAUUAUCAUGGUCAACCACUCACUUCAUGCAAAUACAGAUGUACAGAUGAAAUAUGACUUCACUAAGUUUUGAACUACUAAAGUGGUUAAUCUUAGUACUUUGUCAAGCUGAAAAAACAGUAACCGCUUCCUGAUUCUUGUCAACAGGACAACAUAAAGACGAGUAUAAACCAGCCUACUGUCAGUGUAAGAGCCACAGUUUAGCAACAAAGACUUGUCAAAGCGAAAAAAUGCAUUCCAUCUACAUGAUCUUCACUGCUCUGGCAACAACCACUCUGGCAAAAGGGUCUAUUGAAUGUAACUUCUCUGAACCUGCCGGAGCUCGAUGUUUUGGAAUAGCAGGGCAGCCGCUACUUUUUCAUCUGACAAACACAGCAAAUCCAGAUAUUAGGUUGACAAAGGAUGACAAAUUCCCGAUUUUAAAAGUCAAAAAUCACAAUGUGACUCAGAAUAAGGAAUAUGUAAAUCACUUUGCAUUCUUUACCAAUGGAACCUUCAAACUGGGAAACGCAAUGAAGAAACACUCUGGAGAUUACCUGUUGACAGAACACGGAUCUGAUGGUGUUUUACUGAGAAAUGUGACUGUGCAUCUAGAAAUACAAGUUCCAGUGUCAAAGCCAGCUGUGUCACAGAUGUGUUUGUCACCAGAACAAAUGAACAUCAGCUGCUCUGCUGAGGGAGACAGAGUAGAGUUCAUUUUAACCUUGGACAGUUUCUUACUGAUGCAGACCAGAGGCAACAGUCAGUCCCCUAGCAGCUCAACAAUGAAUACGCAGUCACCGGCUGGGAGUAAAACUGGACCUGACAAAGCUUCUGUUUCAACCAUUACCAUCAGCUUAAAUGGUCAGCUGACAGGAAACUUAAUGUGUCAAGUUUGGAACAAUGUCGGCAAAGAAGAAACAGUUAUUCAACUGAAAAGAUGCCAAGAUGUUCCCUUCUCUGUUGUGACUGUGGCAGCUAGUGUUGUCACUCUCCUUCUCCUUGGGGGGCUCUGCCUUGGUAUAAUAAAACUGUACAAGACACAAACACGCCCAACUAUUAAUGAGGAUAAUACUGAAGAUGAAAUUAUCUACACAACUGUUAGAGUGAUAAGAAACUCACACCAGAAUGCAACAUAAUUUUCUCCAAAAUUGUGCAAAUUAUCUCUUUAACCCUUAGGUUGUUAAAGUAACCACGUUUUUCUGUGAUUUUAAUUUCUGUUAUAUACAUUUAAUUAAGUGUCACUGUAGACAAUUUUUAACUUUUUUUUGUUUUUCAAAACACAUGAUUUCUUGUUU